Messenger RNA from Acanthisitta chloris (rifleman), 1073 nucleotides. It is a transcript of the gene SPNS2, whose product is annotated as spinster homolog 2 (Drosophila). The annotation marks the transcript as partial. Gene Ontology annotation, molecular function: transmembrane transporter activity; sphingolipid intramembrane carrier activity. Gene Ontology annotation, biological process: transmembrane transport; lipid transport; sphingosine-1-phosphate receptor signaling pathway. The record is from RefSeq and is a predicted model, not a curated record. Gene Ontology annotation, cellular component: membrane. The transcript is spliced from 9 exons. NCBI's taxonomy places the organism in Eukaryota, Metazoa, Chordata, Aves, Passeriformes, Acanthisittidae.
GUGUGUUACUAGACAUCCAGCAGCACUUUGGAGUCAAGGACAGUGGGGCUGGCUUGUUACAGACAGUUUUCAUCUGUAGUUUCAUGGUGGCAGCACCAAUCUUUGGUUACCUUGGGGAUCGCUUCAACAGGAAAAUCAUUCUCAGUUGUGGCAUCUUCUUUUGGUCAGCUGUCACUUUUUCAAGCUCCUUCAUCACUGAACAGUAUUUCUGGCUGCUUGUGCUCUCCCGGGGUCUGGUUGGCAUCGGUGAGGCAAGUUACUCCACUAUUGCCCCAACCAUCAUUGGAGACCUGUUCACCAAAAACACACGGACCCUUAUGCUGUCUGUUUUCUACUUUGCAAUUCCCCUGGGCAGUGGCUUGGGGUACAUCACUGGGUCCAGUGUGAAGCAGGUUGCUGGAGACUGGCACUGGGCCUUGAGGGUAUCUCCACUGCUGGGAAUGAUAACAGGGACACUCAUCCUGAUAUUUGUGCCUGUUGCUAAAAGAGGAAAUGUGGAACAACUUGGGGGACAGCUGAAGGCUCGAACGUCCUGGCUGAGGGACAUGAAAGCACUGAUUAGAAACCGCAGCUAUGUGUUCUCAUCCUUGGCCACCUCAGCUGUCUCCUUUGCCACGGGGGCACUUGGCAUGUGGAUCCCUCUGUACCUUCACAGAGCACAGGUUGUGCAGAAGACAGCAGAGACCUGCAGCUCCCAGCCCUGUGGCACCAAAGAUAGCCUGAUCUUUGGAGCUAUCACAUGCUUCACUGGCUUCCUGGGGGUGAUCACAGGGGCAGGAGCUACCAAAUGGUGCCGGUUGAAAACGCAGCGAGCCGAUCCCCUCGUGUGUGCCGUUGGCAUGCUCGGCUCAGCCAUCUUCAUCUGUCUCAUCUUUGUGGCUGCCAAGAGCAGCAUCGUGGGAGCCUAUAUUUGCAUUUUUAUCGGAGAAACUCUUCUGUUUUCAAACUGGGCUAUCACAGCAGACAUACUAAUGUACGUGGUCAUUCCAACACGCCGUGCAACCGCAGUGGCCUUGCAGAGUUUCACUUCACACCUCCUGGGAGAUGCUGGCAGUCCUUAUCUGAUUGGAUUU